Molecule: messenger RNA, 1215 nt
Organism: Myzus persicae (green peach aphid)
Lineage: Eukaryota; Metazoa; Arthropoda; Insecta; Hemiptera; Aphididae
Exons: 6
Coding region: 1-702 (233 amino acids)
Source: RefSeq, a predicted model, not a curated record
AUGACGAACACAUUUCCAUUGGUGUUGCUCUUUUUAUUUGACGUCGUUUUUGGUAGCCAAACGGCCCCAUGGGUGCUCAACAGAGCCGAUCCUGGCAGUGGUGGCGUGUCGUUCUUCAACAACACUGUCACUGACUCGUACAUGAUGGUGAGGUGGACCUGGAGGGACUCGGCUAGCGGCUUCUGGGACACCAGGUUGAGGGUGACGCUCAACAAAGAAGAAAUAAUCGGCGGUGGAUUUUCGUACACCGAUCAGUAUGAAAACGAACUGGCGUCGGUCAGGUGGUUCAGAACUAAAAUGGAUGGACCGAUCAAAUGGAAGUACACCGCAUUCUCUUCACCUCCCGACAGCUGGUGGAUGACUUCGGUGGUGCCGAAUGGCAAUAUAACUUGGGGAUUCAAAAAUCAGAUCAUCGACGGAUCGUGGGUGUUUAGAGUGGGUAAUGAUACUCUUGAACCGAAAAAUUAUCAAACUGUCGAUGGAUGGUCGGAAGGGUCAGGAAAUAGAUGGAAGAGAUCUUUGAAAUCACACGAGAAUGGCGCAGACAACUUACAAAUAAAACAAGAGCGUUUUAAAGAAAUAAAACGAAGUGCCCCAGAAUACGACUACGAUGACGAGGAAGAAGAUAUAUUUCAAAAAAUUAUUGGAUGUUUCAUGGAGUUUUUCAAAACGUUAGAAGGAAUUUUUCAGAAUUCCGGCUGACAUAUGUCAUAUUAUACCAUAGAAAUGAGCCAUAAAUCAUUAUUAACCAUACUACUUUCCCAGAAAACAAUGCUUGGGACUCAUCAUUAUAAUAUAUUUGUAUUGAACACCACUUAUAUAUUGCACUUAUUUUUUUUAAUAAUAUUUUAUGUUGAAAUGAUAAAAAAAAUUACCCAAUUAUUAUUGUUUUAAUAUAAUAUGGUAUGUAUGUAUAAUUUUUACAAAAUCAUCAAUAUGAAUGUACACAAUGGCUUACUCGCUAAGUAGUCUACAACAAACUUAAGUUUAGGUACAAAAAUAUAUCAUUACAUAAAUAUUUUGGACACAAAAAAAAAUAUUACUGUUGUCUAAAGUACAACUGAUAGCUGGUCAAUAGAGCUAGACAUAAUAUUUUAAUAAUAUGAUAUUUUUUGGUCACAUAUACAAUACGUUUUACAUUAAUAAUAUAAUAUUUUUAAAAAAAAGGCACAAAACGGUGCAUAACACUCGACUUAUUAAUAUAAUAAUAAUUGU